GAACAUAAAACCGGAAGCGUCGAAAACAAAGGUAGAAACGAACGUGACGAAAUUAUUUUUUUUGAUCUCAUAGACAGUUACAAUUUAUGCUACAAUUUAGAAACAUGAUACAGAAGAUGACAGUAGUUUUAAUUUUGUUUUCGAAAUAAUUCCGAUUUUAAAUCGUUUCCUUGGUCACGUGACAAGUGUUCAAAGAUGCAAGAUGGCAACGUCUGCCACGUCGGUGCAGUGCCCUGUUUGUUUGAAAGACUUCACCGCCGACGCUAUUAAUGGUCAUCUCGAUGUUUGUCUACUAGAGAGUAAUGUCGAAGAUGGACCACCGAUGAAAAAGUUUCGUCCCGAAGCUGCGCCAAAGCUUGCGGGUGCAGACCACACGGCGCUUUCCCCUGCUUCCUCUGGAGUAUUCUCCAUGUUCCACGGCAACAAGUCGAAAAGCUCACAUCAAAAUGACACGGACGCGUCAUUACCCAACAAAGAAGCUAGUGGCGGUGGCGCGAUCAACAAGGCAGCCAAGCGUAGCUUUCCGCCCGAGCUCCAAGCCGAACCCAAACAUUCUGGGACGCAAAGUAAGAGCGACGGACGAACCUUGAACGCAACACCUAAUUUGGAUCUACGGACACUAUUAGCCUCAAAUAAACCACUGGCAGAGAUUUUGAGGCCGAACUCGAUGGAGGAGUACUUUGGUCAGAGCAAAGUUGUCGGGGAACAAACCCUCCUGCGGUCCCUGUUGGACUGCCAGGAAAUACCCUCUCUCAUCCUCUGGGGACCACCAGGAUGUGGCAAGACCACUCUGGCUCACAUCAUUGCCAGCAACAGCAAAAAGAAGGGCACGGCUCGUUUCGUGCCACUCUCCGCCACCAGCGCGUCCACCGCCGACGUGCGAGAAGUCAUCAAGCGAGCGCAGAAUGAGCUGCGGCUGUUCAAACGCAAGACCAUCCUGUUUAUUGACGAAAUCCACCGCUUCAAUAAAUCGCAACAGGACACGUUCCUCCCUCACGUCGAGUGCGGAACAGUCACUCUGAUUGGGGCCACCACCGAGAAUCCGUCCUUCCAGGUGAACGCCGCUCUGCUGAGCCGCUGCAGAGUACUCGUCCUCGAGAAGCUCUCGGUAGAGGCGAUGGGCUCGAUCCUGGACCGGGCGGUGACGGCGCUCGGGAUCACCGUGCUGGAACGGGAUCAAGCCAAUCCCCCAUGGCCGGACCACGAAGCGAACCCAAACGAGCCAAAAAUUUACAUUGAGCAAAAGGCCCUGGACACAAUCACCUACCUGUGUGACGGCGACGCUCGGACAGGGCUGAACAGUCUGCAGCUGGCCGUUCAGGCUCAGGUCAGCCUGACCCAGCCUGGACUGACAGGACCAGAUGGUUCCGCCCAGGAAAUCCUUGUGAAGGAAGAACACAUUAAGGAAGGUCUCCAGAGGUCUCAUAUUCUCUACGACAAAGCUGGCGAAGAGCAUUUCAACAGCAUCUCGGCAUUGCACAAGUCCAUGAGAGGCUCCCACGAGAACGCCGCCCUCUACUGGCUGGGCCGCAUGCUGGAAGGAGGGGAGGAUCCGCUCUACGUGGCUCGCAGGCUGGUCCGCUUUGCCAGUGAGGACGUAGGUCUCGCCGAUCCCUUGGCUCUGCCUCAGGCCGUGUCCACUUACCAGGCCUGUCACUUCAUCGGGAUGCCCGAAUGUGAGGUGAUCCUGGCUCAGUGCGUGGUCUACCUCUCCCGGGCGGCCAAAUCGGUGGACGUGUACAAGGCCUACAACAACGUGAAGGCCUGUUUGCGGAACCACAAAGGGCCCCUGCCUCCCGUUCCGCUGCACUUGCGCAACGCACCCACCCGUCUCAUGAAGCAGUUGGGCUACGCCAAGGGCUACAAAUACAAUCCGGCCUUCAGCACUCCGGUGGAGCAGCACUACCUGCCCGAGGAGUUGCGCGACAUUGACUUCUUUACUUGGACGCCAUUGCAAGGAUGAUAAGCAAAGUCACUUGUCCACUCUUCAGCUUAUGUUUGCACUCCUGAAAGUAAAAUAAGACUGAGCAUUGCGUCCUUGAACUUUUUGAAACUUUCCAUGUUCUAUGUUUCCAUAUCAUGGUCAAAGGUCACAGGUGUCGAGUUCUAGUCCUCAGUGCCGCGUUCCAAUAUGUUUUUCAAGCUACCCUCGUUAAGUGCACCUGCGUGAAAGGUUUCUACAUUUGUCUUACGUAUAUGCUAAUCUAAACUCAUGCAAAACAUUUUGCAUUGAACACAAAUUGAGGUAGCAGGCGGGCAAAGUGGCACUUAGGUUUUACUAUUUGAGAAGCACUGGCCUAGGUGACUGAUUCACAAUUUGGUUUUGUCUGAUAUCAGAUAUUAAAUAUAGAAAACCAA
This is a messenger RNA of Syngnathus typhle (broad-nosed pipefish), 2358 nucleotides long. RefSeq names its product WRN helicase interacting protein 1 (gene wrnip1). Gene Ontology annotation, biological process: DNA repair; regulation of DNA repair; DNA-templated DNA replication. Gene Ontology annotation, molecular function: ATP binding; ATP hydrolysis activity; DNA binding. NCBI's taxonomy places the organism in Eukaryota, Metazoa, Chordata, Actinopteri, Syngnathiformes, Syngnathidae. The coding region runs from base 203 to 1963 and encodes 586 amino acids. Gene Ontology annotation, cellular component: nucleus. The transcript is spliced from 7 exons. The record is from RefSeq and is a predicted model, not a curated record.